Molecule: messenger RNA, 3073 nt
Organism: Ziziphus jujuba (common jujube)
Lineage: Eukaryota; Viridiplantae; Streptophyta; Magnoliopsida; Rosales; Rhamnaceae
Exons: 3
Coding region: 745-2787 (680 amino acids)
Molecular function (GO): DNA binding; protein dimerization activity
Source: RefSeq, a predicted model, not a curated record
UCCUUAAAUUUCUCGCAAUUUCUCUUUAUUUUUCUCUUCGGUAAUUCUACGAAUCUCAAAUCGGCGAAGCCUUUUCCAUUUGCUAGCAUUGAGAACUAGAAUUUUCGCUUUUGAUCACCGAGAAAUGGGGGGUUAAAAAACUACGCAAAAUUCUGGAGAAAUGGAGGCUUUUGUUUUCUUAUACGGGAUAAAACUUUCCCGGCAAAAAAAGUGUAAUUUUAUCAGAGAUUUGGUGGCAGAGAACGAAGCUGGGAUGUGCAUAAUCGCAACUUAAGCUGUUUAAUUGAAAAUCAAGAAAACAGAAAGCUAAAAGCUUUUCAAUCAAUAAAUCUUUGGUUGUCUAUGAAAAAAAUUAAGAGGAAAAAAAAAAAAAAAAAAAAAAAAGGAAGAACUUGGAGCUUGUUAUUGGUCGAGAUGUGAGAUUGUAAUUUGGAAUGAGCAAGGAGGUCUAGUUUCAGCGAUGAGCAUCAUAAAGAUUUCAUUUUUCUAUGGAAAUUAACUACACUUAUAAAAAUUCUGUUUUGAGUUUUACGCGGAUAGAAGACGCAUAGCGAAUAAGUUCAUGUUCAACUUUGAGUUUCAGAAGUGCUCAGAUUGAAUUUCCUUUCUCUUUAUUUUCCUGCUUUCCUUUUUCUCGGUUCAGUUAUGAAGUUACUACAAAUUAGUAGCUACUUACAAUUAGUUUCCGCUUUGCUUCUGUGUAGGUUGACAAACAAGAUCACAUAACGUUUUGUGUGCUUCCUCAUGGUACGAGAGAAAGAUGUUUGUUGGGAAUAUGCUGAAAAAUUAGAUGGAAAUAAAGUGAGAUGUAAAUUUUGCCUGAGAGUUUUGAAUGGUGGUAUUAGUAGGUUGAAGCAUCAUCUAUCUCGGCUUCCAAGUAAAGGUGUAAAUCCAUGUAGUAAAGUAAGAGAUGAUGUUACCGAUAGGGUGAGGGCUAUUAUAGCAUCAAAAGACGAUGUCAAAGAAACUCCUAGCGCUAAAAAGCCAAAAUUGGUGGAAGUCAAAUCACCUCCAAAUGUUUCUGCAAGUAAACCUCUUAUUUCUGUAGAUUCAGCAUCCCCAGUGGUUAAAGCUUUCUCAACUGUUAGUCCAGUGGCUCCCCCUCACUCCUUUAACAAUCAAGAAAAUGCUGAGAGAAGUAUUGCUCUGUUUUUCUUUGAGAAUAAGCUGGAUUUUAGUAUCGCUCGUUCUUCAUCCUAUCAGCUAAUGAUCGAUGCCAUUACAAAAUGCGGGCCUGGAUUUACUGGUCCAUCUGCUGAAACUCUUAAAACUACAUGGCUCGAAAGGAUCAAGUCUGAAAUGAGCCUGCAAUCAAAAGAUAUUGAAAAGGAGUGGGCAACAACAGGUUGUACUAUCAUUGCUGAUCUAUGGACUGACCAUAAGUCAAGAGCUUUGAUGAACUUUUUAGUUUCAUCGCCCUCCAGGACCUUCUUCUACAAAUCUGUUGAUGCAUCUGCAUAUUUUAAGAAUACCAAAUGCCUUGCGGAUUUAUUUGAUUCUGUUAUUCAAGACUUUGGGCCAGAGAAUGUGGUGCAGAUUAUCAUGGAUAGUAGUAUCAACUAUAGUGGUGUUGCAAACCAUAUCCUUCAAAAUUAUUCAACCAUUUUUGUGUCUCCCUGUGCUUCUCAAUGCUUGAAUUUAAUUCUAGAGGAAUUCUCAAAGGUAGAUUGGGUCAAUAGAUGUAUUUUACAAGCACAAACCAUAUCGAAGUUCAUAUACAAUAUUGCCUCUAUGCUUGAUCUGAUGAAAAAGUUCACCGGGGGACAGGAACUCAUUAGGACUGGUAUCUCUAAAUCUGUAUCCAGUUUCCUUUCUUUGCAAUCCAUGUUGAAGCAAAGGGCAAGAUUGAAGCAUAUGUUCAACAGCCCGGAGUUCUGUACAAAUUCUUCCUAUGCGAAUAAACCGCAGAGCAUAUCAUGUAGUGCCAUUGUUGAGGAUAAUGAUUUCUGGAGGGCAGUAGAAGAGAGUGUGGCAAUCUCUGAGCCCUUUUUGAAAGUGUUGAGGGAAGUAUCCGGAGGGAAGCCUGCGGUGGGUUCUAUAUAUGAGCUAAUGACUAGGGCCAAGGAGUCUAUAAGGACGUAUUAUAUAAUGGAUGAGAAUAAGUGCAAGACAUUUUUAGACAUAGUUGAUAGGAAGUGGCGGGACCAACUUCAUUCACCUCUACAUGCAGCAGCAGCAUUUUUGAAUCCCAGUAUCCAGUAUAAUCCUGAAAUAAAAUUUCUUACAUCUAUAAAGGAAGAUUUUUUCAAAGUUUUGGAGAAGCUACUUCCUGUUCCUGAAAUGAGACGUGAUAUUACCAGUCAGAUAUUUACAUUUACAAAGGCGACUGGGAUGUUUGGCUGUAGCCUAGCUAUGGAGGCAAGGGAUGUGGUUUCACCAGGGCUUUGGUGGGAACAAUAUGGCGACUCUGCACCUGUAUUGCAACGAGUUGCAAUCAGAAUACUAAGUCAAGUUUGCAGCAGUUUCACCUUUGAGAAGCAUUGGAGUUCAUUUCAGCAGAUCCACUCUGAGAAACGCAACAAGAUUGAUAAAGAAACAUUGAACGACCUUAUAUAUAUCAAUUACAAUCUCAAACUUGCAAGACAGACAAGAAUGAAGCCUUUAGAAGCGGAUCCUAUUCAAUUUGAUGACAUUGAUAUGACUUCAGAGUGGGUAGAGGAGAGUGAUAAUCCAAGUCCAACUCAGUGGCUUGAUCGGUUUGGUUCUGCUUUGGAUGGGAGUGACUUGAAUACAAGACAGUUUAAUGCUGCCAUAUUUGGUUCAAAUGACCACAUUUUUGGUUUGUGACAACCUAAAUGCUCCAUUUGUUGUAUUUAAGUAUCCUUUUUGAUCUCUUUCUUUUCUUUUUUUUAUUUUUUAUUUUUUUUACCUUCUCCCCCCAGAAUGAGUUGUAUCUGUUCCUUCCUUGGGUCAUUAGACCAACGAGUUGUAUUAGCGGCCCCAGAACAAUAUUGUAGCAUUUCUUGUAUAUAAAUUAUAUUUAGAAUUUUAAAAUGGCCAGACAGCAAUAUAGCUUGUCCCAUACGGAUAAAUAUGGCUAUUUUGGCUCAGCAAUAAAGUAGCUGUUUUAUGA